AUGGAAUCCCUCAAGCCUCUGAAGGAGAUGACCAGAGGCGAGCGGCUCGGUAGCCGACUGGCCCGUGGCAGAAUCAACGAGGCCAUCGCAGACUUCAAUCUCCGCGUUUGUUUUCGUGGGCCGGAUCCUGGCUCCGAGUCCUGGUUAGACCAUCAUUUGACGACUCAUGUUGACCCGAAAGCAACGUUUAAAGUGGCUAGCCAGAAGCCCCAUGGUGAGAAAGCUGACGACGCAUCUGAUCCCAUCCCUUCACGGGGAUGGGCUACGCCGAAUCCCGAAUCAUUCAUGAAGAAGAUCGUCAAUGGAGAAACGGAUGACUCUGGCGCGCCCAGAAGCGACGCGAUUUUCAGCUUUCUGGAUGCCGGGAACAGUGCCAUGUCUGCUGCGUCUAGUAUCGAGCUCCGCGCUGUCCAUCGCAUCAUCGAAGCGACUACUAGGCUCGGUGGCGCGUUUUUUUGGGAAGCCGCUGGGCGCGACCGGGCUCUAUCAUCGAUUGUAGCCGCGCACAUCGUCAGAAAACAAAACGAGCUCCCAGGGUACAUCUUGGUUGUAUGCCCCGAGGCGCGUGUGGCUCAUUGGUACAAUCAGACCCAGCGCUCCACGCCGAACGGGCCGUCGAAUACCCUCCUCCUCAGCGAUUCCAACGUUCCGGCCGAAACUUUGAGCAGAUACGACGUCGUCAUCUGCACCGAGACAUUCCUCAGUACUAGCUUCAACGAGAUCACGGAGUUUGAGCACUUUUCCAAAGUUCAGCGCGUUUGUGGAAUGAGUUUCGAAGAGGCCAGCAAGAUCGUCAGGCCUCCUGCGAAGCGUCCAAGCGCACCGCUGCACAGCUACGUCGCUGGCAAGAGGGCUGCUAUCCUGAUCGUUGAUGAUGCGCACCAUUUCAGCGUGGAGACCUCACUGCUCAACCGCGCUGUGAGGUCUUUGCAAUACGAGCACUGUGUCCUCGUCACAGCUACACCGAUGCCCAACAGCUGGGAUGACAUCUCUGGACAAAUGAGGCUUCUGCCAGGAGGGGGCCCCUUCUCAACCGUCGGUCACUUUCGACACGUCUUGACAGGGCAACUGGGCUCCUGCGACAGGCCCCAUCCUUCUGGAUUGGCGAUGCUGGAGACGUUGCUGGGCGGCCUUGUCGUUGGACAGGCACCGUCGACUUUUUUCCCGUGGGAACAGUGA
Molecule: messenger RNA, 1179 nt
Organism: Akanthomyces muscarius
Lineage: Eukaryota; Fungi; Ascomycota; Sordariomycetes; Hypocreales; Cordycipitaceae
Exons: 3
Coding region: 1-1179 (392 amino acids)
Molecular function (GO): ATP binding; ATP-dependent chromatin remodeler activity
Source: RefSeq, a predicted model, not a curated record